This is a messenger RNA of Ilex paraguariensis (yerba mate), 333 nucleotides long. The record is from the annotation of a GenBank genome assembly. NCBI's taxonomy places the organism in Eukaryota, Viridiplantae, Streptophyta, Magnoliopsida, Aquifoliales, Aquifoliaceae.
AUGAGUGUGGCGAGACCUGCAAUACUUGUUAAAGAUUGUGAGAUGACUGCUCCAUGUGGGACUACAAUUCUCUACCCAACAAGUGGAGGCAACAUCCAUUGUUUCAAAGCAAUCACUCCUUGUGCUAUCUUUGAUAUCUUGUCCCCCCCUUACUCUUCUGAGGAUGGACGACAUUGCACUUAUUUCCGGAGGUCCCCAAGAGGGGAUCUGCCUGGCUCUCUUGACUUAAAAGGGAUGACAGUUUCUGAAGUGACGUGGUUAGAAGAAUUUCAACCUCCUGACGACUUUGUGAUUCGGAGAGGGCAGUACAAGGGCCGUGUAAUUAAAACCUGA